UAUCAUAACACUCAAGUUCAUAUCCGGAAAAAUAAUUUUUAUUUACUUACAUGUAUUUUGUUUUUAAUGUGGCAAAUCCAAUUUCCUGCAGGGAGAUACUUUUCUUUUUUCUUUUUGUUUCUUUGUUGUUGUUGUUUUGUUGUGUGUGUGUGGGUUUUUUUUUUCAAAUAGAGAAGAUAGUAUGAAAGAGGAUGCCUCGUGCAUACUUGGUGAGGAAGUUGAAACAUCUGAUAUAUUUCUGCAUAGCCUUUGUUCUGCUUUAUGGAGUACAUGUGUUGAGGAAAACCAUCAGAGAUCGGCAGUGUUCCGAAGAAGAAUCCAAGUUCCUAAUGGAUGACCUGUGUAAAGACUUCACCAACCAUGUCGCUGCUGGAAAUAUGUGUCCAGCCCUGUGCAACUCCAAAAAGCUACAGUACAACAAGUGUACGAACUAUAGAGGGGGAAAGAAAGUUCUGAUAGCAAACUGUGAUGAAGUAUGUGAAGAAAGAAAAAGUGUAAUGGCUGUAAUUAAAUCCAAACAUCCGAAGGAGAACUUCCACUUUGAGCCCCUAAUACUGGACACACACCCGAAUGGAUCACUAACAAAAACAGGGUAUUCCAUGGCACAUGAUGUGUUUAGCGAUGUACUGAAUUCUCAGAUGUUAGAAGGAUCAGACAAAAAGAAAAUUGAGAAUAUUUUCUCCUUCUUGUGGUCCAUUGAUUUUGAACAGUUUAAAAGAGAAAAUAGGAACCAAAAAUCUCCAGAAGUAAAUGCAAUGCAGAAUAUUUGGGGACUGAUAAAUCAAGAUGAAUACCUUUUCAUGAAAGUGUAUCAAAAACAUUCCUUUGUUCCAAGAAUGUAUGGAACCUGUGGAUUCUAUUAUGUGAUUGAGUACGCUCCCCCAGGUGACACUCUCGAUCCGAAAUUCUUUUUAGGCAGCCAUUCAUCCUUUAAAGAACGUGCUCAGAUAGCUGUAGAUAUUUUAGAUAUUGUGGAAUCGAUGGACUAUGGGUUCUUUGAACCUGUGCAUAUGUGUGAUGUAAAAGCAGAGAAUUUUGGAAUAGGCAAAGACAGUAAAGUGAAAAUUUUAGAUUCCGAUUCCUUUUUUUUUCACACGUCCAUGUUGAAAAAUCUAGCACAGCCAACUUGUACAAGUCACGUUGACUGUGAUUUUUUUGACUGUCGAGGUUGGUGCGAUAUGAAGACGGGACAAUGCACAAAACAAAGAACCAAUAACAAUCUACAGACUGUGUGUGAAGACAUUUUUGUCGACAGAGCUACCAACUUUUAUGCAGGACUCCUCCAUAGUCCGCCAGCAGAGUAUAAGAAUGAGUUGCUGGCCCUUCUUGAGGAGUGUGCAUAUCCAGAAAACUCCAAGGGGACUAUUGUCCGGAAAUCCAGCCCUGACGAGAUGUACUGGAAACUCCACAAUCUUCUGAACAAGGCAAUCCGAGAAAUUUAAAAUUCGGUCAAUUUUGGGAUCAAGAUUUAUAUCUGUGGUAUGAACUUUCAUUGGGAGUCUAGAAUGAGAAGAGUGGGGUGCUUCAUGUGUACAUUGGGUAUAGUUUUGACAGCUUGUUAAAUUUCACCAUGGAGUUUGUUUAGUUGAAAAACAACUUGAUAAAGUUUUAUUUUCAUUAACUUGUAUGUUUAACUUUAUGAUAGAUUUCUAUUUAUUAUUUAUUACAAUUAUAUGUUACAGUUACAGUGUUGAUCAUGAGACACAACUGAAAACUUCCACACAACUGAAAACUUCCACACAACUGAAAACUUCCAGGUUAAAAUUGUCAUAAAUCCACACCUAAUGUGCAUUCCAAAAUGGCUAUCCAUUCCAAUAUUAAACACAUGUUUAUUUUACCACUUGGUUCCAAAAUCAAAGCGCAGUAUGAUAGUAUAUAUAUGUUGAACUAAAAAUCAACAAUGAUAGAUGCCCAAAUUUACGCCAACACAGACUGACAUCUUACGAAUGUACUCUUCCUCCUAGCAGAGCUUUAUCUUACUGGACUGCUUAGGCAGACUGACAUCUUACGAAUGUACUCUUCCUCCUAGCAGAGCUUUAUCUUACUGGAUUGCUUAGGCAAGUUGAACAGACAUUUCUCCCCAGCUUCUUGCCACACCUUAGCAAAGCCAUUUAAGGAGGAAGAACACAGCAGAGAAAUCUGAUAUGGAUGGAAAAUGGAGGAUAUUUAAAAUUGUAUUUGGAAAUUGAAAAGUUUCUUUACCUUGUUUAGUUAAAAAUGCAGUUUUAAUUUGAAAGUGAUUUUAAACAAGAAAUGUUUGUAAAACGUAUAUGCCCCCAAUGGUGCAAAAUUGAAAUUGACCUCGAAAUCAAUGGGGGUCAUCUUCUCCUGAAGAUGUACUAGUGUACCAAUUUUGAUGUCUGUUAAGCAAAGGGUUCUCAAAAUAUCGAGCAGACAGUAUAUUCCCAUGUCCAGUUUGACCAUGUGAGCUCAAAAUCAAUAGGGGUAAUCUUUUCUUGAAGAUGUACCAGUUUACCAAAUUUGAUGUCUGUAAAGCAAAGGGUUCUCUAGACAUUGAGUAGUCAGUAUAUUCCUAUGUACAGUUUGACUUUUGACCAUAAAAUCAAUAGGGGUCAUAUACUCCUUGGGAUGUACUAGUUUACUAAGUUUGAUGUCUGUCAAGCAAAGGGUUCUCAAGAUAUUGAGCGGACAGUGUCUUCCUGUGUCCAGAGUGAAUUGACCCUUGACCUUUGACGUUUUGACCUGUAAAUCGAUAGGGGUCCUCUCCUACUCAUAACCAACUCGCAUGAAAUAUUACGAUCAAGUGAAUGGUUCUCGAGAUAUUGAGCGGACAACAUGUGGUCUACCGACCGACAGGUGCAAAGCAAUAUGCCCCUCUUCUUUGAAGGGAAAAAAUUGAAACCCCUGCUAGACUCGAACGCAUGAACUACCGAUCAGCAGUCGAUAUGCUAACCUACUUAGUUGAUAAUUAUAUUUUCAUUCAAAUUUCAAAAGGAAGUCGGUCAUUGUGAUGAUGUUUUAUUCCUGCUUUUAGACACACAUUGUUAAUUUCCGGUGUUUUCUAGGUUGGGUACAUCUAUUUUCUCUUUUUGGCAGUGAUGCCGUGUACAUGUUAUACAUAAAUUAUAAAUAUACAAAUGUACGUGUAGUAUGGAACUCUUUAUAUGUACAUCAAAUGCACUCUAUUACCAUGCGACUGCACUGUUUAUUUCACAUAUAAAAUAUAUGUACAUGUAAUAUAUAAUGCUUUAAUAGGAUUCCAUCAGAAUUCACCAAAAGUCCUUAUACAUUGAUUUAAACAAAUGUGCUCAAGGACUGUUCGAUAGAUGCCUUUCUAUGACGCUGUAAAACUCAUAUUUUUUAAAGGAUAGAAUCUUAUCUAUUUCAUAAAAGAAAUCUCGUCCGUUACAAUUUCAAAUACUAUCUUUCUUUUAUUUACAGUCUUUUGGAGUGCACAGCAUCAAAUGUGAUACAAAUUCUCAAUUCCACAUUAGAAUUUAGUUAAAAUGAUAGUUUUUAUAAAUGUUUUUAUUUUAGAAAACUUGGUGCAGCUUUGGCCACGCAAAAUUUCGAUCACCCGUGUGCAAUGUAGCAUAAAUGACAUCAAUAUGAAAUUUGUCCAUGUCUGCACUUAAUGUUGUCUAGAAUGAAAACUGCACAUUUUAUCCCAGAAACAGUGGAAAGUUUCAUAUUCAUUUUAACAUAAUUCUGAAUCUGUCAUUUUUAUCAAAUUCAGAAUGCUAAAUGAGCUGCAUUGGGAUUCUUAGUAAUUUUGAAAGCUAUCGAUUUUGGAGGGCAAAUACAGUCCUUAUCAUUUAUAUAAUCCGUGGUAAAUUUCAUUAUCGUUUAUUUGUAGUUGGACACCAAAGAUGUCUUUUAUUGUUGAAGAUAAAUGCACCACAGGUUUCUGUGUAACAAACGUGUAUUUUGUAAAUGUAGGUUGCAAACUGGGGUAUGUGCUUUAUUUUAUAAUCCAAGUAACUGUAUACAAUAAGAAUGUUAUGAUUUAAAUAAACUAGUCAUAUAAUUUC
Molecule: messenger RNA, 3992 nt
Organism: Ostrea edulis (European flat oyster)
Lineage: Eukaryota; Metazoa; Mollusca; Bivalvia; Ostreida; Ostreidae
Product: divergent protein kinase domain 1C-like
Exons: 4
Coding region: 192-1442 (416 amino acids)
Source: RefSeq, a predicted model, not a curated record